This is a messenger RNA of Struthio camelus australis, 1026 nucleotides long. The record is from RefSeq and is a predicted model, not a curated record. Lineage: Eukaryota; Metazoa; Chordata; Aves; Struthioniformes; Struthionidae.
AUGGACAUCGCCUUCACAGAAGCCAGCAGCAGCUCCCACGGAAGCACCGACUGGCUGGAUUUUACCCUUGUCACCUGCACAGAAACAGUGACUUUCACUGAAGUGGUGGAAGAAGAGGAGUGGGGAUCCUUUUACUAUUCUUUUAAGACAGAGCAGCUGGUGACUCUUUGGAUUCUCUUUAUUGUCACAAUUGCCGGAAAUGCCAUCGUGCUGUUCUCUACCUGGAAAAGGAAGCGGAAAUCUCGAAUGACCUUCUUCGUCACACAGUUGGCAAUCACAGAUUCAUUCACGGGACUCAUAAACAUAAUGACCGACAUCAUUUGGCGCUACACUGGAGAUUUCGUGGCUCCCGAUCUCGUCUGCAGAGUGGUUCGCUACUUACAGGUGGUGCUUCUAUACGCUUCGACUUACGUCCUCGUAUCACUAAGCAUAGACCGAUAUCAUGCCAUAGUUUAUCCAAUGAAGUUCUUGCAAGGAGAAAGGCAGGCGAAAGUUCUUAUUGGAGUGGCCUGGAGCCUCUCUUUCCUGUUUUCGAUACCGACUCUGAUUAUUUUUGGGAAACGGCAGCUCUCCAACGGGGAAGUGCAAUGCUGGGCGCUCUGGCCCGAUGACUCCUACUGGAUCCCCUACAUGACGGUGGUUGCUUUCCUGGUGUACUUCAUUCCUUUGAUCAUUAUCAGUGUGGUAACGCAUCAAACUGUGGUGACUAUGUUUGCUGAUGGCCAAAUCUCUGCCAGCUACACCAACCGUGGCUUCAUAUCCAGGGCGAAAGUGAAAGCCAUCAAGUACAGCGUUGUAAUUAUUCUUGCGUUUGUUCUCUGUUGGAGCCCCUACUUUCUUUUUGACAUUCUGGACAACUUUAACCUACUUCCUGAGACCAAAGAGCGCUUCUAUGCAUCUGUGAUUAUUCAGAAUCUGCCAGCCUUAAACAGUGCCAUCAAUCCCCUCAUAUACUGCAUCUUCAGCAACCGUCUCUGCCCUCCUUUCGAGUAUCACUCCUUUAUUAUCACUGUUAUUAUCCUCUAA